AAUAAUCAAGCAGCUAAUUAGACCAAGCUUCUGUUACGUGAUCAUUCUAUUAGCUUUCAUCUACAAGAAAUGAUAGUAAAGCAGAGACAAUGAGAGGAACAUUGAUGUUGAUUUGGAUUCUGAUCAUCUGCCUCUCCCAAGUAGCAGUGCAGUGCCAAUACUACUCGAAGAGCCUACCAUAUCAUCCCAAGCCAGUUAAGGUCACCAAUCUUCACUUCUUCUUUCACGAAACUCUCGGCAGUGAAAACCCUACAGCAGUGGUGAUAGCCCAAGCUAACAUCCCGAGCAACCACAAUAAUUCAUCAGUGCCAUUUGCUACCCUAUAUGCCCUUGAUGAUCCCCUCAAGAUAGGUCCUGAGCAUGACUCUGAGGUGAUUGGAAAUGCUCAGGGACUUGCGGUCUUGGCCGGAACAAAUACAACCGAUGCAGUGAUGUAUGUAGAUUUCGCAUUUACUACCGGUAAGUUUAAAGGUAGCUCUUUAAGCAUAUUUUCAAGGAAUCCGAUACAAGAGAUAGAACGUGAGGUUGCGGUGAUUGGAGGAAGAGGACAAUUCAAGAUGGCAACAGGGUUUGCACUACUUAAGGCAUACUUUAUAAAUUCCACUAAUGUCAUUAAUGAAUAUAACGUGACUGUAAUUCAUUACUAGGAUUAUAUUUUUAGACUCAAUUGUUUUAAAUUCUGUAAAAAUAUAUAAUUCUGUUCUACUUGAUUGGAAUAAAUGUACGAGAUAUAUAUUGUAUUACAUUAAUUGUGAUAUGUCGGUUUGUUUCAAUAAAAUUGUUGCCAUUAGGGUUUUCCCAUACAUAAA
Gossypium arboreum is the source of this 809-nucleotide messenger RNA. RefSeq names its product dirigent protein 4-like. The transcript has a single exon. Bases 90 to 647 code for a protein of 185 amino acids. The record is from RefSeq and is a predicted model, not a curated record. NCBI's taxonomy places the organism in Eukaryota, Viridiplantae, Streptophyta, Magnoliopsida, Malvales, Malvaceae.